UCUAUUUCCUACGCAGCAAUGUAGCAUCGACACACGAGUGGCUCACCAAUGGAGGAAAUAUUGUCAUUCCCAUUAUGCCCCUCCUCCCCCAUUCCCAAAUUACCCUCCCGUUCCCAAAAUAGUCCUCGUCGUCGUCCUCCUCGCCCCCGCUUCCCAGCCGCGAGGGCGAAGCUCCACGCCCCCGUUCCCCCAAUCGCCCCAAUUCCCAAAGUACACCCCUCUCUUCCCAAAAUACCCCUCUCCUCCUCCUCCUCCUCCUCCUCCUCCUCCGAGGAGAAGCUCCUCUUCCUCGACUCCCUCGGCGUCGACCUCGCCUCCGGCGCCGCCGCGGCGGCGGUGGCGCGCGCGCCGAUCGGGGAGAUGCGGGCGGCGGCGGCGGCGCUGGUGGAGCUGGGGCUGGGGCCCGGCGAGCUCCGCCGCAGCGCCGGGAUGUGCCCGGAGAUCCUCGCGGCGGCGCCGGAGACGAUCGCCGCCGCCGCCGCGUUCCUCCGCCGCGAGGCCGGCGUCCCCGCCGCCGCGCUCCCCCGCGUGAUCCGGCGGCGCCCGCGCCUCCUCGUCUCCUCCGUCCCCGGGCGGCUCCGCCCCACACUCUACUUCCUCCAAACCCUAGGUAUCUCGCCGAUCUCUCGCCACGCAACCCUGCUAUCCUGCAGCGUAGAGGAGAAGCUCCUCCCGCGGCUCGAGUUCUUGGAGUCUGCCGGUUUCUCUCGCAAGGAGGCGCGAGCGAUGGCGCGGCGGUUCCCGCAGCUGAUGUGCUACAGCAUCGAGGGUAAUCUGCGGCCGAAGCUGGGGUUCUUGCUCGACGCGAUGGGCCGGAGCCCCGUGGAGCUCCGCGAGUUCCCGCACUACUUCUCGUUCGGCCUCGAUGGCCGGAUCCGGCCGAGGCACAUCGCAUGCGAAGAGAGAGGCGUGCGGUUGCCGCUCCCCGCGAUGCUCCGCCCUGGGGACGAGCGGUUUAGGGCACGGCUCGACGUCUGCGUCGGGUCCUCGCCGCCGAUGAGGUCCUCGCCACUUUGGCAGCAGAGUUUGGAGCAAGUUUAUGGUGAUCAUGAUAAUAGUUUGUUGUGUUUAGAGAGGGGGAAAUGGAGGUUUAGUACAUCUGAUUCUCUUUUACUAGCUUGAGGGUGUUAAAUUCUUAUUGAACUAUGUCAUGUAUCCUUGUGCAUAUUAUUAUUUCCUUGUAAUUUGAUAGAUAGUAAGUUCACUUGUUGAUUUCCUCAUUGGAGAAUUGGAUUUGUGGACUUUGGUGGUGAUGCAUAGUUCAUAGGCUAUUCAAUUGAGGAAAAAACAUAUAGAAUUUAUCCGAACUAUGUACCAUUUUUUAGUCAAAUAUUUAAUCUUUUAAAA
Messenger RNA from Ananas comosus (pineapple), 1347 nucleotides. RefSeq names its product transcription termination factor MTEF1, chloroplastic-like. Gene Ontology annotation, molecular function: double-stranded DNA binding. Bases 49 to 1122 code for a protein of 357 amino acids. Gene Ontology annotation, biological process: regulation of DNA-templated transcription. The record is from RefSeq and is a predicted model, not a curated record. NCBI's taxonomy places the organism in Eukaryota, Viridiplantae, Streptophyta, Magnoliopsida, Poales, Bromeliaceae. The transcript has 2 exons.